UGUUCAAUUAAUAAUUUAAAAUUAAAUUAAUUAGUAACAGUUACAGUAUUCAGUCAAAAAUCUGGUACUAUAUCGGUACAGAUUAUCGACCAACCACGCGCACUCAUAUCGAACGGCCAUAAUGGAUUUGUCCUUCGCAGUAUUGACCGCAGAACGUCGAUAAGUUCGAUCGAAUUUUUUCGCACGCUUUCUGGAAGGUCGUUAAAAUUUGCUUCUUAGACGGCUAUUUACAUACAUCCUGGAUGCUAAAUGACUGAAAGAUCAUUCCAGUCACUGAUUAGUGGUAUUUCCCUGCAUGACGAAGCUGCACUCAAUAACAUUUCUCUAAAAGCUGCUCUUGACAGUCAAAAUUUUGAUCUAAAUGGGCAGAGUCAUGAGGAUGGAUUAUCUGUUCCUGGAAAAGGAGUAAACAUUGUUUCUAAGCCCAGGAUGCUUUCUUCUGGAAUACCUGCUAGUUCCGGUUGUGGGACACUAACUAUGGCUCCUGUUCCUAUAGGUGCUCUUGCUCCCGGUAAAAUUGGUCUCCCACUCAGUGAUUUAGAGAAUAUUCCUAUUUUUAACACUGGGGACUCCGGUCCUCUAGAACUACAAGCUUUGCAAGGUGGUGCACAAGCACUUCAAGGUGUUCAAACUGUCAAGCUGACGUUUAUCAACUGUGGAGAUCAACAAACUAUUCUUCUUACUACCCCUUCUACACAUUUCACUAUGCCUGAGCAAAGUUUAGAUGGCAUGACUCUCACCCUGCCUGAUAACUUAUUAGCUACCGAUCUUAAUUUUGCUGGGCUUACUUCAAUGCAGCUGGGUGAGAUGACUAGUGGCAACGAUAAGCCCAAUUCAUCGGAAGGCUCCAAGUCCACAAAUUACACAAAUAUGACUUCCCUCCCACCAAUAACCUCCGUGUCAGACAAGCUUUAUAGUCAAAUCGCCAACGAUAACGAAUCAAUUCAGCAAAGCCACAGUUACGCUAUUGAGGAUUUAAAACCGGUAAUGCAAAAAAACAAUGAAAAAAUACAUGAUGGGAAUUCUGCUUAUGCUCACACUAAUCAGUCUGGCAAUUUGAAUGCGUCGCCAGUUGUUGUUACAUCCCAAAAUACGUUUAAUCAAUCAGUGAAUGUUAAACCCGUAAAGCUAAUUGACCCAGGGAACGUAUCACCUAUUCCUCAAGUUGAUGGCAGUGAUCAGGAAGGUAAUGAUCAAAACCUGCCAGAUGAUAUGAGUGAACUCAACACUAAGGAUUUAGCCCAAAGAAUAAGCGCAGAGCUAAAGAGGUACAGCAUUCCACAAGCAGUGUUUGCACAACGAGUUCUGUGUCGAAGCCAAGGAACGCUUUCUGAUCUGCUUAGAAACCCAAAACCUUGGAGCAAGCUAAAGUCAGGACGUGAAACGUUUAGACGCAUGUGGAACUGGUUGAACGAACCUGAGUACCAGCGGAUGUCUGCCUUACGCCUUGCAACGUGUAAACGAAAAACAGAAGAAACUCAGAAAGCUCAAGAUGAACGCUCUUCAAAAAAACCUCGACUUGUUUUUACUGAUAUUCAAAGACGCACGUUACAUGCUAUUUUCAAAGAAACUAAGCGUCCUAGCAAAGAAAUGCAAGCCACCAUUGCGCAGCAAUUAAAUCUGGAAGUAUCUACGGUUGCUAAUUUCUUCAUGAAUGCUCGUCGCAGAUCUCUUGACAAGUGGGUAGAUGACAAAGAUGUACAACUAACUGCCUCAACGUCUUCCCCAGUUCAUAGUCUGGAAGGGUCUCCACCCAACCACAGUGCACGCAUGUCCACCCACAUGGGUGAUCAUUGUGUUGUACGGUCAGCACAUGAUGCAAUUACCACCCCACACCUUGCUGAAUCAAUGAAUGACUCAGUCCUUAAUCGAAUCCCUGGUUGUCAUUCAGCUAUUCCAACUUCUGUCGAGCUUUCAUCAUCCCCUGCACCGCCUAGUUUAACUCCGGAUCCAUCAUUAUCUAUGAACCAUUCUGACGUCCAUCUCAAUGCACCCUGUCUUGUUAGUGAAGAUGCUCGUAACACCUUGCUUUUAUCAUCUGGUGACUCAAAUGUAUUGCCAUCUCAGUUGCUGAGUCAUUUAGUUGUUGGCGGACAAAAUGCUAUGUUAGUCACUCAAAAUGUAAGCCCGAAUGGUGAUAAGAACAUAAUGCACUCCACUCCACUUUCCUCGUCAUGCAUUACGUCAUCUGGCCUUUCUACCAUAAAAUCAGCAUUGGAUUCUCUGUGUGACCCUCCAUCUCUUUCACCUCAUUCUCAUCUUCCUCCCGCUCCCGUUGAGUCUUUGCACAAUAUUCAUCCUAUCCCACGUUCGAUGGCGCACCGAUCAACAUCUGAUACGAUUUGUGCUGCAAACCACGUCUUGCCUUCUGCAUCUACGCUUAUAGGUCAUGAUAGACUUAUUGUUGAUUCUAUUGGUCAGUCCUCAUCUACAACAGUCCUAACUUCCUCACAUAAUUUGGCUGACACUUUAGUUCUACAUGCAAAGCAGGAAGAUUUAAGUUCCGGCUUAAUAAUCAAUGCUACAUUAAACUAACUUAUUUGUUUCUUAUUCAUAUAUCAUGUUUUCAUAAUAUGCCCAAGUGCUGUGUAUGUUUAUUACUACUAUAAGUUCACUUAUGUCAGCCUAUUAGUUCUGCGAUUGUGUGAUUAUGAACUAUCACUUUCUUUAAUUUCUGAUUAACAUUAUUUGUUAAGUUCGCUGAAAUGUUUAAUAUUUUCAAAAUGGGAAUUGUCCCCGUUCCCAGAAGGUGCAAUAUUUUCUUUUCACGGUCAUAGUAUUGAUCAUGACUUUUCAUUUUUUUCUUGAUAAGUGUACAGUUUUGUUUGGUAGUUUUCAUUGGUUUCUUUGUUUUUUUUCGCACAUAAUCGGGCUGAUUUUUCUUAAUUAAUGUGCUUUUUCAAAAACUUGAUUUUUCUUGUGGUUCAUCAACUGCCGUUCCACGAAUUGUGCUGCAUUUAUUGCGGAUGUGGCAAAUUCUCUAUCUAAAGACCAAGUCUCAUCACAUCUAGUAUAAGUAGUAUAAUAAGUCAGUUUCCAGGCAAUAUAUGCCUUGCUCGAUCGAUGCCAUAGGUCCCUUUAUCCAUUUGUGGUGUCGUCUUUGCCAAAUAAGUAAUGUUUCUAUGGACGAAACGCUUUUAGCUGCUUCUUCAAGGUUAUUAUUUACCAAUCGGUAUGUCCACUCAUUGACUUUUCAGUCCACUGUUCAUUACUUCGUAAUCUUUAUAAUGUGGUAAUCCCUACAUUCAUGUACAUUGAUUGUUUCUUGGUUCUGUUAUGUUUAUUGUAAGGUUUGAUUACCACAAAAUAUACUAACGGUCUGUCAAAUCUAUCUUUUUUGUGCACACUCGACUGAACUAUAGGCGUGGUUUCUUAUAAGGGUGAGGUCAUUUGAUGUACAUGAUACUUCCCCUCCCCAGGGAUUGUCUUCGCUUGUACAUGAGGUGGUGUUGCUCGACGUUACCCGCCCUUACUCUUGUACCCCGUGCGUUUUUGCUUGUUCGCUAGGCCAAAAGUCUUAUCAGGUCUGUUUCUAACUCACGGAUUUCGAAGUAGUCCUAGUUUGUGAGCUUAGGUUUGCUUAUCAAUGGUUUUACGCCUUCAAGGAUUUCCACUAAAACCACUAGAAUAAAUGUAUUUUGUCAAGUCUACAUCCACUGAGCUCGUUUGAAAAUAUCCUUGGAAACUUGUUGAGCACAGUUAACUCGCAACUGCUCAGGUCGUUCGUUUUCCGACAUGAUUACAUUCAUUUAUUAGCUGUUUAGCGUCCGUAAUUAUAUAUUCAGUUCUAAGCAUGUGUUAGCGAGCUAAAUAGAUUCCAACGUGAGAAAGAUGGCGGUGUGGACAGUAACUUUGUGUGAAGAUGUGGUUAGCACUUAGUCUAGAAAUGGCUAAACACGAGGUAUGUCCAUGAUGAGGCUUUUUCGGUGUUCCUAUCAAAUAUCUUUCGCUACAUCUACAUACUGAGUCAGGAAAUCGCUAUCUUAAUUAAGCUCCAGGCAUUCGUUCUUUAAGAUCGUGGACGAGUUUUUUUUUACGAUAUCUCCCCCUUUAUCCGGGCUUGGGACCGGUAGUAGCCCCCGGAGGGACUCCGGGCGGAGUUACAUUAGGGUCACACAGCGUAAUAAUUUCUAUUUGGUUCGAUUUUUGAAUGACUAUCCGUGUACUGACCAAGUAUGGACUGGAGUAUGAGCAUUUUGGUUCAUCCUUGCGUACUAUGUGCUGCGUCGUACGUCAGACCGUGGUGAAUCAUGUUUUGAAAGCUGGAAUUUUGUCAGUUUAUUUGUAUUUGGUGUUUCUUUGGAUUAAUAACUUCUAGUACUUUGUCAUUAUUCUUGGUAAUUUUAUCUAUGUUCUAGUAUUAUAUAGUAGCUUGAGUCAAUGCAUACAUGUACCACUCUCUAGAUUGAUUAUGAUUGACUGAUUAGUUAGACUUAUUAUAAAUAUUUUAGCACAAGGAUCGUUAAGUGAUACUUUAAGAAUUGUCUGGAUUAUCUACUUUAGUGUUAUUCAAUGGUACAGACUGAGUUAGAUCGCUAUUUCUCUGCAAAUUAAUUAAUUAUAUUUAAUGACGCUUUUUACCUAUUCGAUACAGAUAAUUAAAAUAGCCCAUAGUGUCAUUGAAUGGGAAAAAGAGAAUUCCCUUUCUCUUAAUCUAUUCAGUACACUUUUACCGCUUCUGUCUUGAUUCAUUAUAAGAGACUCAGUGGCCGCCGCUUCGUAAACUAAAUGUCGUAUUUCUCGCGUAACCUAUCGUUAUCAUAGACCACUACUGCAAUUCUUGACAAUUUUUACAUUUCUAAUAACGUCACGCAAAAUCAGCUUACAUUUCGAAAUCCUGGUUAUUGAGGUCAAACUCAGUAGUUCGAAAAGCUAUUAAGUCCAUUGCAAACCGCGUUGAUCUCUGACUUGUUUUUUAAAAUUGUCAUUUAUGCACCAAUAUUUGGUAUUAUAUACAAAACACCCGAUCAUCACAAUAUAAAUUGUUCGACUUAUACAUAUAUGUGAGUAGGUGAAAUUGUUUUCAAUCUUUAUGAUGACUUGUUUAAGAUUAACUAUUACCACACGAAUGAUCAACUGUUAAUAACCUUAUAUCAGAAAGGAUGUUAGCAGCUGAAGAGGAUUCACAAAUUAAGCGGAUUCUCAUUAAAUUUCCACUAUGGUUCUUGAUAUGUGUAUUAAGAGGAAGAGCUUUAAAUAGUACUUCUUGCUAAUAACUAGCAUUUACUCUAACCCUGUCCGUUGGAUCGACCUCUGUGGUGACCAAUACUGACAUAGUGUUUUGUCUGAGAUAGGAAAAUAAUUGUACUUCAUUACAACUAUUAUUAAAUUAUAUAAAUAAAACUUGAUGCUCAAUUUCUCUUUCGACUUUGUCAUUGGUUUUUAUGAACUCUUGAAAUCGUCCAUUGCUAAGAAGUAUCAAGUUUUGCGUUUAAGAAUAGCUCUUAUUACGUAUUGAAAUCAUCUAGGAAAAAUAGAAUCAUUGUAAAAAAUAAUUUACUUAUAAAGCUUAGUAGUCAGGCUUAUUUUAUCCUCAUAUGCUAUUGGUGAUUGAGUACUACAUAGUUAAACAUUGUGUCUAUGAUUGCAUAUAAUGAUAUACAAAGCAUGAAUAAACCGUACCGUAUGACAAAUUACUCAAAAAACUAUCCCUAUUUCGUUUUUCUCUCACCAUCUUUUUGUAAGAUGCAAAAGGUAUUUUUCUAAAUUCCACACACAGGAAUCAUAACACCAGCCUAUUGAAAACCAGCACAUAGUCUAACCAACUCCCUUGUUAACUUCAUUUGUAAUUUAUUUCCAUUUGACCAAAAUAAUUCUCUACUGUUCAAAGCGGUAAAAUAUAUUCAGGUAGUAAAAUAAUAGUAUAUUUGUGAAACUUUCAUCAUUACAAACAAUCCACCCAAUGCUUUAUUUAUUCGAAAUCAUCGAACAUCUGAAGGUGGAUUGAAUUAAGUUGGAGCUACAAAUUUCAUGGAAGGGCUAAUGAUACUACCCAGGCAUUUGAAUUGAAGUAGGUCAACGGGAGUUCGAACUUAUGACUUGGUCGAUUGCUUAAAUUCUAUUUCUCUAUUACGUAAUCUCUGAAAAAAUAUAGUAAAAUGAAUAGAAUACGUAGUUCCGAUAAUUCUCCCAUGUUUAAUGAAAUAAAUUACUAGUUAAUACCAUAUCUCCCCAAAGUAUUCAAUAUAGGCAUGGAUAAAAGUAUUUUAUAAUAUUCGUCUAGUCAAAUGUUUAAAUCCUUGAAAUAUGUGAAUAUUGGACAAUAGUGGUUUGGGAAAAGUUUUAUUUCUUCUGUUGUUUUUGUGCAGUAAAUGACCAUGAUUUCAUCUACUGAUUUACUACAACUUAUUUAUUUUUAUUGAGUUCUUCCUGUCUUCAGUAGUUCUUAUGACUGAAAUGUUGUGCUUCACAUGAAAUAAAAAUUCAUUAAUAAAGUUUUAGUUCCUUAACCACGCACUGUAAAAAAAUUGUAAUCUGUGCAACCUUUUACAUAAUCUAUGUCGGAAUGUUCUGCAAAUUUAAAGAUGUUUUUAGUUCCGUUGAAAAUUACUUAUGCUAUAGUUUCCAUCUAAUUUAUGUGGUUUACUAUAGUCGUAAAGUAAAAACUUUAGGGAAAAUACAUAAAUAGUCAAGUAGAUAUGUAAAUAAGAGAAAUAAAUUAUUGAAAUUAUUUAUUUAAAGAGACCGCUGGUUUCCUAUGACUUGUUACUAACUAGUCUGAAUAAUACAGCGCUAUUAGCCCACAAAAGCAGGUUUACUGAUUACGUUGUACAGAAAUAUUAGAGUUGUUAGUCUAUCAUAACGUAUAUAAGU
Molecule: messenger RNA, 6813 nt
Organism: Schistosoma haematobium
Lineage: Eukaryota; Metazoa; Platyhelminthes; Trematoda; Strigeidida; Schistosomatidae
Product: Hepatocyte nuclear factor 6
Exons: 6
Coding region: 250-2535 (761 amino acids)
Biological process (GO): regulation of transcription by RNA polymerase II
Cellular component (GO): nucleus
Molecular function (GO): DNA-binding transcription factor activity, RNA polymerase II-specific; RNA polymerase II cis-regulatory region sequence-specific DNA binding
Source: RefSeq, a predicted model, not a curated record